This is a messenger RNA of Melitaea cinxia (Glanville fritillary), 632 nucleotides long. RefSeq lists its product as uncharacterized. The record is from RefSeq and is a predicted model, not a curated record. The coding region runs from base 65 to 610 and encodes 181 amino acids. NCBI's taxonomy places the organism in Eukaryota, Metazoa, Arthropoda, Insecta, Lepidoptera, Nymphalidae. The transcript is spliced from 3 exons.
GCUCAUCAGAAGAUUUUUAACCUUUGCAUUGUACGGACAUAAUUAUAAUAUAUAAUAUUACAUAAUGAAGUCACUCGUUAUAUUAUGUGUGAUAGCAUUAGUCGGGUUGACUACGGCCGGAAUAGAUCUUUAUCCACGUGGCUGUAUCUAUGUGAUGGGACAAUGUUAUGAGGAGUGUGAAGUGGGCACCCACGCUUACACAACUGGUUGUGGCGUGAAGACCCCGGAGCCAACCUGUGAUGAACCCAAUCCUAAGCCUGACGUAGACGGGGGUGAUAUCUGUGAUUACUCCGACUGUUACUGCGACCCGCCCACUGUCAGACAUCCCGAAACCAAAAAAUGUGUUCCUCUGGAAGAAUGCCCUAAAAAAAGUCAUAGGGAGUGUGAAGAGGGCACCCACGCUUACACAACUGGUUGUGGCGCGAAGACUCCGGAAGCAACAUGUGCUGAACCCAAUCCUAAGCCUGAAGAAGGAAAGGGUCACAUCUGUGACUUCACUGCCUGUUACUGCGACCCGCCCACUGUCAGACAUCCCGAAACCAGGAAAUGCGUUCGUCUGGAAGAAUGCCCUAAAAGUGAAGUGAAUGUGACCUCUGUUGUUACACCAUAAUAAAUUUCUUAUAAUUUUUUAA